CCCUUCAUCACUUUCUCUCUCUAUCUAUCACUUUUAUCCUUCUCUCUCCUUCUCUACGCGAUCUCUUUCAUUCGCUCUAAAUUCCGAAAUUUUCACAACAAAUCACUGCAAGAUCAUUCUCCAUUCCUUGCAUUUUGGGGUUUUCUGGGUCUUUUUCUUGUUCUCGCUGUGCUCUGAACGGUUCAGGAAAUUUUCUCACUCAGAUUUGAGCUGAAUAUUACACUGUGGGGGGCUUCAGUUCAGAUUCCUGGACUUGUUUAACUGAAUUUUCCUAUGCUGCAGGUUUAAUGCAAUAAUUUCCAAUAACUAAUUUCUGUCUCUCGCCCUAAAGUUACUGCUUUCGGAACUUGUCAGCACUCUAUUUGUGUUAAGGCUUAUGGCUGGAUCAUGAUAUUUAGAACUAUGGUCACUGAUGUGACAUGAUAGAUUUUUUUGAACUAUUAUUUUUGGGAUCCUUUUGAGAAACUUGCUUGACAUCUCAACAUAACAAAUAUGCCUAUACGGUGGGCAAAUCCGUUCUCAAAUUCAAAAGAAACCAAGAAGAAAGCAAGUAAGGAAAGUUUUAUUGGCACACUGCAUCGGAAAUUUAAAACACCAUCUGAAGGUAGAUUAGGCAGUAGAUCUGGAGGUCCCGGUAGACGCUGCAAUGACACAAUUUCAGAGAUGGGGGAUCGUUCUCCAGCUGAAUCAAGAUCUCCUUCGCCUUCCAAAGUGGCAAGAUGUCAAAGUUUCGCUGAAAGGCCUCAUGCUCAGCCAUUACCACUUCCUGGUCUUCACCCUUCAAGUAUAGGCCGAGUAGAUUCUGAAAUUAGCAUAUCAUCAAAAUCAAGACUGGAAAAGAGCUCCAAGCCAUCAUUCCUUCCACUUCCAAGACCUGCAUGUAUGCGAGGAAGGACAAAUCCUUCAGAUUUGGAUGGAGAUAUGGUUGCUUCAAUCUCCAGUGAUGGUUCUGCUGAUAGUGAUGACCAAACAGAGUCACGCAACCGUAGUCCUUUGGCAACUGACACCGAUACUGGGACUAGAACGGCUGCCGAGAGUCCUUCCAGCAUGAUGCUCAAGGAUCAACCAUCUGUUGUCUCCCAACUAAAUUCAAGAGAAGCCAAAAAACCAGUGAACAUUCUAAGUAAUCAUAUGUCUUCAACUUCACCAAAACAGAGGCCUUUAAGGAACCAUGUUCCAAAUCUGCAAGUUCCCCCUCAUGGUGCCUUCUAUAGUGCUCCAGACAGUUCCUUGUCAAGCCCAUCGAGAAGCCCGUUGAGAGCGUUUGGCACAGAUCAGGUGUUGAACUCUGCCUUCUCGGCUGGAAAGCCAUACCCUGAGUUCAAUUUAGCCGGUUCUGGCCACUGCUCUAGUCCAGGUUCCGGUCACAAUUCUGGGCACAAUUCAAUGGGUGGGGACAUGUCAGGACAGUUAUUUUGGCAACCAAGCAGGGGUAGCCCUGAGUAUUCUCCAGUUCCUAGUCCCAGAAUGACUAGUCCUGGUCCUAGCUCUAGAAUUCAGAGUGGAGCCGUCACACCUAUUCAUCCUAGAGCUGGGGGAACACCCACUGAAUCACAGACAAGCUGGGCUGAUGAUGGAAAACAACAGAGUCAUCGUUUGCCACUUCCUCCUUUGACAAUUACCAAUUCCUCGCCUUUCUCUCAUUCCAAUUCUGCAGCAACUUCUCCAUCCAUGCCAAGAAGUCCAGCUAGAGCGGAAAAUCCAGUGAGCCCUGGCUCACGUUGGAAAAAAGGAAAGCUGAUUGGCAGAGGCACAUUUGGACAUGUCUACGUCGGCUUCAAUAAUGAUAGUGGUGAAAUGUGUGCAAUGAAGGAGGUUACCCUGUUUUCAGAUGAUGCCAAGUCUUUAGAGAGCGCUAAACAAUUAAUGCAGGAAAUUUCUUUAUUAAGUCGGCUUCGGCAUCCAAAUAUUGUGCAGUAUUAUGGUUCUGAAACGGUAGAUGACAAGCUUUACAUAUACUUGGAGUAUGUAUCUGGAGGCUCCAUAUAUAAACUUCUUCAAGAAUAUGGACAGUUUGGUGAACUAGCUAUUCGUAAUUAUACUCAACAAAUUUUGUCAGGGCUUGCUUAUCUGCAUGCUAAGAAUACUGUCCACAGGGACAUCAAGGGUGCAAAUAUACUUGUAGAUCCAAACGGCCGGGUCAAGUUGGCAGAUUUUGGCAUGGCAAAACAUAUAAAAGGGCAAUCAUGUCCAUUGUCAAUCAAGGGAAGCCCUUAUUGGAUGGCUCCUGAGGUUAUAAAGAACACUAGUGGAUGCAACCUUGCUGUGGAUAUAUGGAGUCUUGGAUGCACAGUUUUGGAAAUGGCUACAACCAAGCCCCCUUGGAGUCAAUACGAAGGGGUUGCUGCCAUGUUCAAGAUAGGUAAUAGCAAGGAACUCCCAAAAAUCCCAGAUCACCUCUCAAAUGAAGGAAAAGAUUUUGUAAGGAGAUGUCUACAACGUGAUCCACAUGAUCGACCUUCAGCCAGUGAAUUGUUGGAGCAUGCUUUUGUGAAGUGUGCUGCACCUUUAGAAAGACCUAUUCUGGGUCCUGACGCAUCAGACCCUCAUCCUGCAAUUACACAGGGAACAAAAACUCUGGGUAUUGGACAAGGAAGGAAUCUUUCUAUCUUGGAUUCAGAUAGACUUGCUGUCCAUUCUUCUAGGGCCUUGAAAACUAAUCCUCAUGGAAGCGACAUCCAUAUUCCAAGAAACAUAUCUUGCCCUGUCUCUCCCAUUGGAAGUCCACUUUUGAGGUCAAGAUCACCACAGCACAUGAAUGGAAGAAUGUCACCUUCUCCAAUAUCUAGUCCACGGACUGCUUCUGGUGCAUCAACGCCUCUCACAGGUGGCAACGGUGCCAUUCCAUUCAGCAACCAAUUAAAACAGUCAGUUUACUUUCAAGAGGGUCUUGUAAGCAUGCCCAAGUCCCCAAAUGGUGUCUACAUCAGUGGCUCUGCACAUAAUGACUCAAAUGUUGACAUUUUUCGUGGAAUGCAAAUGGGGUCUCACAUUACCUCAGAACUAGUUCCCAGUGAAAAUGAUAUUCUGGGUAAGCAGUUCACAAGGCCAUCUCAUCCUGAGCCAUAUGAUUUUCAAUCAGUCUUGGCGGAUCGUGUUGGCCGGCAGCUGCUGCGGGACCACGUGAAGAUUAACCCAUCCCUUGAUCUAAAUCCCAACUCCACUUUGCUGAGCCGAGGAAAUGGUUUGUAAUAUCAGGAAUUAUCCUCGUCGACCCACUUAACCAAGCAGUGCAUGAAAUUUCUAAGAAUACUUUUGGUGUACAAAUAAGAAGCCAAAAGCACAAGAGAAUUUUUGUAAAUAAAAUUGGACUCGGGAGUAGACUGAAAAUUGGGGCACAAAAGUUCAUUUUGCAUGGCUUCAGGCUCAGGUUUCUGGAAUUCAACCCUCAGAUAUGCAUUGCCAACACAGUAACAGCAUGAAAACUUCUGACAUCUGAUUUCUCAAUAUCAACUUACCAAAGUGCUCGAUUCAUUGGCUGAGAGGAACUUGUAGUUUUUUGUAUAACACGAGAUGCAGCAUCAAGCUUGAGCAGCCAGGAGCUUGGAUUUCUCUUCUGCACUUAGACACUAGAAAUGACAGCGUUCAUGCAUGACAAAUGUAUCUUUUGGAACUUCCAAGAAAAAGAAAAAGAAAGGUUGAAUUGAUACAAAACUUAACUUGUAGACUAUUUUUUGUUGUACAGAUGAUGGGAAAGUGUAUUGUGAUUAUGCAUUUAAUUGAAGAAGAGAAAGUCAAGGAUUUGUAAAGCACUGAGCACAUGUUUUAUUGCAGCCUCAAUUGUCAUCUGGAUCUGUUGUAUAAAUUAUUACUCACAGAAAUUGAAAUCUUAGUAUGUGAUUAUGGGUUGGGGUGUUGCACUCGAAACUGUAUACAUUCCAACUCAGACACCUCUCUCACCUUGCUUACCUGGCUGUUUCUAG
This is a messenger RNA of Arachis stenosperma, 3923 nucleotides long. Its product is annotated as mitogen-activated protein kinase kinase kinase YODA-like. Gene Ontology annotation, biological process: protein phosphorylation. Bases 493 to 3192 code for a protein of 899 amino acids. The transcript has 12 exons. The record is from RefSeq and is a predicted model, not a curated record. Gene Ontology annotation, molecular function: protein kinase activity; ATP binding. Lineage: Eukaryota; Viridiplantae; Streptophyta; Magnoliopsida; Fabales; Fabaceae.